Molecule: messenger RNA, 1860 nt
Organism: Prorocentrum cordatum
Lineage: Eukaryota; Dinophyceae; Prorocentrales; Prorocentraceae
Source: the annotation of a GenBank genome assembly
AGCCGUGUCGGCUCAAGCGUUUUGAGGCUCCGCCUUGCUUUUUCGCGUCAUCACCCACCGCAGAGGACGCCGCGAACGCGGAGAUGGGUGCAUGUGUCUGCGUCGGCCAGGCACGCCCCGUGGAGCGGGUGGACCCGGAGGCCACGUCCGUUGAGGAGCACCGCAGGAUCAACAUCAAGCAGUUUUACGACAUCGGGGAUCGGAUCGGCCAAGGAUCGUAUGGUGCAGUGUACCGCGCGACGCAGCGGGCUUCUGGGAAGUAUUGCGCCGUGAAGUGCAUCAAGGCCCGUCUCCGCACCGAGGCCCGGCGUUGCAGUCAAGAGGUUGCAAUCAUGAGGUCGGUCGACCAUCCCAAUGUCGUGAAGUUGUUGGAGUCGUUCCAGGAUGGCAGAUGCACGUAUUUGGUGGUGGAGUUGUGCAGGGGUGGGCAUGUGCUGUCACGCUCGAUGACCAAGGGCAGGCCCUUUUCGGAGCGGAAAGCGGCCGUGGUGCUCCAGCAGAUCUUGCGAGGCACGCUGUAUCUGCACUCGCGAUCGAUUGCUCACAGGGACCUGAAGCCAGAUAACCUGCUCUUCUCGAGCGACGCGCCCGUGCCCGACAACACGGUGAAGAUCAUCGACUUCGGCCUCGCUCGCCAGUUUGCUGCCGGGGAAGUGCUCAUGACGACAGUGGGGUCGCCCGCCUACGUGGCACCCGAAGUGCUGCGCGGGAAGGGCUACGACUCGCAGUGCGACAUCUGGAGUCUGGGGGUAACGGCCUACUUGCUCGCGUGUGGGCAGCUGCCCUUCAGCGGCAAAACCCAGCAGGACGUGCUCGACAGAGUUGCGGAGGGGCGCCCUGCGUUCCGGCCCCUGCACUGGAGGCGCGUCUCCGCGCGGGCCAGGCUGUUCGUGUCGGGCCUGCUCUGCAGCGACCCCCGGGCGCGGCCGGCGGCGGCGCAGGCCCUCGCCGACGCGUGGCUGGCGCCCGAGGCCGGCGAGGAGGCCGCCGGCAUGCCCCGAGACCUCCUCGAGAACCUGCGGAGGUUCAAGUCGCAGAGCGUGGUCUCGAAGGCGGCGCUCCACAUCGUCGCGGGCCUGCUCGACGACGCCGAGGUCUGCGCCCUCCGCAGCGCCUUCGUGGCGCUGGAUGCCGACGGAGACGGGCGGCUGUCGCCGUGGGAGCUGCGGGAGGGGCUCCGACUUCGCGGCCUGAGCGUCUCGGAGCAGGAGCUGCAGGAGAUCCUGGAGGGCAUGGACGUGAACGGCAACGGCGCCGUCGAGUACACGGAGUUCUUGGCCGCCGCCGUCGACAGGAGCAAGUACCAGGGCGAGGGGCUGUGCCGGUACGCCUUCGAGGUCCUGGACUGGGACGGCGACGGGCAGAUCUCCCCCCAGGAUAUGAGGCGCGCCCUGCGCCACAGGAGCCUGUCCGGCGCCCUCGGCGCAGAGUUCCAGGCCACCACCGAGUCGCUGCCUGGCGACGGGGACUGCAGGAAAAAGCACGAUCUCCAGCCGCCGCAGCAGCAUGAGCCUCAGCGAUUUCACGGAGAUCAUGUGCAGGUGAUCGUCCUGCACUCUUGGCCGCGGUGGGUUGGCCCGUAGGUCCUGGUUGCAUGUGCCCCGCCCGCCAGGCCGGCGGCGCGUGCUGUCCGUUUCACCGCAGCGGGGGUGCCCGCAACGAUUACGCAGGUACCUUCAUGGGGAAGCCUCGCUGAAUCCGUUUCCUGCUUCGCGCCAUUGCGUUCGAAGGCCAGCUCAGAUGGCAACCCGUUUGCUUCAGAGCUGCAGGGAUGCUUGACCCAGAUCCAUCGUGUCGCGAGCACGGUGGUGAGUUCACCAGGCGCAUGCAUUAAGAAACCGCUUUGCCGGCAGCUCGGAG